Molecule: messenger RNA, 4935 nt
Organism: Acromyrmex echinatior (Panamanian leafcutter ant)
Lineage: Eukaryota; Metazoa; Arthropoda; Insecta; Hymenoptera; Formicidae
Gene: cyst
Product: rho guanine nucleotide exchange factor 18 cysts
Biological process (GO): regulation of Rho protein signal transduction
Molecular function (GO): guanyl-nucleotide exchange factor activity
Source: RefSeq, a predicted model, not a curated record
ACUGAGUACAAGAUGGCCGACGUGCCUUUGACCGUGUCGGUGUCGCUAACGGUAGGCCUGCCGACGCGAAACCAGCGAGACUGUGUUACCCCGCAUCACUGAACGAGUUACGAGCCCCGCCGUGAGACAGAGACGCACCCCGGUCUCGGGGACGCUGCUAAAUGGCUAUCGUGGGAUAAAGGAUACGUGUACUUGGUCCGUGCAGUCUUUGAGAAGUGCGAGGUACGGCCGCCCGAAAAUACGCUCGAAAGGGACGUGACAAACGAUGGAGAAGCGGCAGGAGGUGCUCGCCCCGUUUUCCUCCGACGAGUGUCCGAACAGCGGCGAGGAUAGCGAGGAGGAUGUAAUAACCGAUUACCUUGGCUCAUCGCACUCCGACUGCGAUCGCGUGCUGCCUAUCAUUAAUGGGGAUUUACGCGGCCUGAGUUUGCACGGCGGCAUAAUUACGGAUACCGGCUACAGCACCAAAGACAAUACCGAUAAAGCGCCGAUCACCAUGUCUGAGGGCGGCGAUGAACAACAGCACCACCACCAACAGCAGCAGCAGCAGCAACAGCAGCAGCAACACCCGUUACUCGCACUCGGCACUAAUAUUAUACAAGCCCAGCCUAAUCCUCUAGUGCCCAUCAUUAGCGUUACGCCGCAUUCGCCCGGUGUGGCCAAGAAUUAUCCGGUCCUAGAGGAGAAUUUGCAGCAACUGCACGAAAUACACGAUUGCAUCCAGCGUAUGCGAGAAUUGACAUUAAGAUAUACCUCCAACAACGCUCCACAAAGAUUGUCCUCCUCCUGCCCAUCCCUAUGUCCGCUGACUUCGGCUGAGCUCGCGUCUCGAUCCGGCAAUCAUCAUCAUCACGACACUGGUUCUGAUCCUGAUCUUGUCCUCGGUAAUUGCUCCACAAACAGCUCCCCAACGCAUUUCCCCUCAGCAGGUGGUCAUGUCCGGUCGCAACAGGCGCAAGGUAUAGAUAGAAGACGCAGCUGGACUGGAGAUCUGGGAGAUCUAGAGGAGAACCGACACGGCCGACGCCGAUAUUCCUCCGGACAAAAUCAUCUGCAGGCCCAAAAUAUGCGACAACGCAGCAUUAGUUUAAGUAGCCUAGACAGCGAAAACGAGAUGGAAUUAGAUGGAAAAUCAUGUACCGGACCUGUAGGCGUAAGCAAUCGAGCAUGCAGGUCGCAAACGAGCACGCACUCAUUGAACGAAGCUGAUCUUGUACAGAACGAAUAUCAGAAGAUAGUCACAAAAAGGAGUAGUCAGAGAUUAGCAGAAAGUAGCAGUUUAAUGCCAGGACUGACUUGUUCGCGUUUACCUCUUCAGAAAUCCAUAUCGACGCCCUCGAUUGUUACACCGCAGGUUCACGCGCAUUUAACUGAAACCGGAACUCGGACAACACCUUCACUUGCAGCCCGUCAUGAAAGAAACGAAAAGGGUAGCGGGAGUGAGACAGAAACCGAAGAUCUUCAUACAUCACACAGCCACGAAUUCCAUGAAGAUAGAGAAGGAACUCCGAAUGUCCAGAUAUCCCUUGACGAGCUUUUGACUGAUAGUACUGCAUAUGACGAUCAUCAUUCCGAAAAGACAAGAAGAAAGCGCGGUUCUAUUUUCUUCCGCAAAAAGAAGGAUAAAAGCGGAAAGAAGACUAGUCAACAGCAUCUGUGGGUAACGGUAGGAACUCAGGGAAGCUUAUGUGAUGUUUGUAUGAAACAUUCGACAAAUAAACCUCUCCUUCAUUGCGACAAUUGCGGAACGUCGGUUCAUCAAAGUCAGGGAUGUAAGGAUCAAGUAGUGUUGGAGUGCAUCAAAUCUAAGCAUCACUCUGGCAAAUUUGCAACAAAGUCUUUAUCCAAUGUUUCCAUCUCGAGUAACAGCAGUGUCAACAAACGGGGUUCUACGACGUCGCUACCGCUACCAGCCUCAUCCGGGAGCGGAAGGGAAAUUAACAGCCACAAGAAAACCGUGUCAAGCUACAGCCCUUGGCGGCGAGUCGCCACUAAACUUGGAGUCAAUCAAACGAUAAACGAAGAAAAAGAUGCCGAGAGCGGGCAACAUCGUGAUCUUCUGAGUGGAUGGGAAGAAUUUGACUUUGGGGACGAUGCUCAUCAGUUCACGGUGGCAGAUCUCGAGGAAUUAGAUCCUGAGCUGACAUUGGGAAAGGAGGAGCCCGAUUCUUGGAGCUCCGCGAUCGGACGUAAUAUCGCAUUACGUCUCGUCGAUCAUUGCGACCGCGAAGUGAAGAGACAGGAACAUAUAUACGAAUUCGUGCUCACGGAGAAACAUCAUUGUUUGGUGUUGCUCGCCAUGGAGAAGAUCUUCGCGGAGGGAUUGCGACGACAUUUUCGUCUGGGCCAGCCAGAUCUCAAGCGCAUGUUUCCCCGACUACGGGAUUUGAUCGAUAUCCAUCUGCGGUUUCUGCGGUUGCUGCAAAAACGGCAGAGUGCUAAUCCCGUGGUUUCUACGAUCGCCGACAUUCUAGUUGAGCAAUUCUCGAACGACAAUGCGCAACGCAUGAAAAGUGCGUAUGGAGAAUUUUGCAGUCGUCAUCGGGACGCUGUCGAAGUGUACAAGUAUUACUUGCGUAACGAUCCUCGCUUCGCCCGUUUCGUUCGUCACUGUCAGACGAAUCCUUUGUUGAAAAAGAAAGGUAUACCUGAAUGCAUACUUUUCGUUACUCAACGUUUGACGAAGUAUCCGUUGCUGAUCGAGCCGCUCAUUAAAACUGGUAUUGCACAAGAGGAAAGUGAAGAUUUACGUAAAGCACUGAUCCUUGUUAAAGAGAUUUUAGCUGAUGUAGAUGCUUGUGUAGCCGACAAAGAGCGAGAAGAUAGAAAAUUAGAAAUAUACAAUAAGAUCGACGCGAAGUCAUUCGCGACGUAUCGUGGUACUAAAUUCAAGAAGUCGGAUAUAAUUAAUAGAAUUCUGAAGUUCGAGGGCACUGCAUACUUAAUGCAAGGUCGUGGCAAAAUGACUGCCAUUGUAGUGGUCGUUCUCUCAGACAUAUUGUUUUUCUUGGCUGAGAGAGAUCAGAAAUACGCGUUCUUCGUGCCUGACAAUAAAGCGGGUAUAGUAUCAUUGCAGAAACUGCUGGUUCGCGAGAAGGCUCGUCAAGAAUCUAGCAUUUAUUUAAUAAGCAGUAACCCAGCCGAACCAGAAAUGUUCGAACUAAAGAUUCAGAAGCCAAAGGACAAACAAUUAUGGAUACAGGCUAUUCGGUCGGCGGUCGAGGCUUGCCCACAAGAUCCCGAAAACGAAACCGACACGCUGACUGAAAAUAAUAAUGAAUUGCGAGAUACUCGCGCCUCCUCGAUUUCGCUAGUCUCCAGUGAAGAGAAGCAACGUAUUGCUAAGAUUAAGGAAUCACAUAUACUUAGAAUCGUCGGCGAAUUGCGAAAGAAAGAUGCAGAGCAAGCGCUACUGUUUGAAGAGAAGAUGAACUUGCAAAUGCGACUCUUACAAGCGGCGAAUGUUUGGAGCGGGAACGAAAGCGAUAACGAGAGAAUUGAGAAGCCUGAGAAAGAAGGUGCCGAUUAUACCCGGUUGGUACACAAUGAAGGAACUGAUACUACUCAAUUAUGGCAAGAAGUGGUCGUGGCCGUGCAAGAAGCGACACGUCUCGCUAGCUCGUUGUCGUUCAGCGCGGGCGGCGCUACUCUGUCACGAAGCUUGAGUUCCGCCGGCGAACGCCACAGUGAAGCUUACAUUCCACCAGCUCUUUGCGUUCCUCGAAGGGCCGAAACAUUUGCCGGUUUUGAUCAUAAUAAAGAAAGAUAUCCACGUGAUUCGAACACGACACAUACCGUAAUUCCCGUUCCGAAGCUGUGUGAGUUACCCAAAGAAAAUACCGACGAGAAAGGCGGUCAAGAAUUGGAGACAAACAAGGAUCAGCAAUGGGCGGCAAUACGUUUGUCUCAUCAUGUUUAUACAUUACUCUGUAUAAUAAGUAAUCAAAUGACAACGAUCGAUAGCCUGCAAGCACAAUUGGCUGCUUGUAAAGAGGGCAAACCAUCCAAUAGCCGACCGAAUCCGAAUCGUCAAUUGGAAGAACUUCGGAACUUGCAGGAUCAGCUUUGCCGGGAAAAAGCAGCGUUUCGUGCUGCAUCUCAACAGGAGAAGACUCAGUUGGAGGAGGAACGAACUGAAUUGACGCGACAAAGAGAGCAAUUGGCUGCGGACCAGCGGGAUGUAACGCAACAACGGGAUCAGUUGUAUCGACGACUCGAAGCAUUGGAGCGACAGGGCGUAACGCUGGUCGGAAGUUCCACAACCGGCUCGACAAUGAUUCACCUAUCUCACGUAACGCAAAACGCCGAAAUGCAAAGCGCACGUAAUAAAGCACAACCCGAAGCUAAACGCAUCCCUCUAAAUCUGAUUAGCGCGACGAAUCAGCAGAAAGUACAGAGUAAUUUGCCGGUUAAGCAACAGUUACCACUGAAACUUGCCAGUGGAAGUAACAAUAACACAAGAAGCGGUAGUACUACGAGCAAUAAUAGUCCGGAUCGACACUCCAGGGCAGGCAGCAGUCCUGCGAUCGUCACCGGAUCGUCUGCCUAUUCGUCACCAGAGCUUGGAAACAGCCAUCAUCAUGGAAUUGGCGGAAAUCAUACACAUUUGUCGAAUCGCUCACUUCGCAUUACUCGCUCACCGCCCGACACUCCGUACGUACAUCAGCAGGCACAACAGCAGCAGCAGCAGCAGCAGCGAAGUACGGAGCCGCAAUCGCAACAACAACAGCAGCAGCAGCAGCAACCACCGCCAGAGGAGGAGGUGAUCUUCUUCUGACGAUUCUUUCGAUUCGGUCGCAAACAUUCGUCUCGUUCAUCGCGCGCCAGUGCCGCCACUACCGGCACGACUACACCGACUUUAACACCGGCUCCGUCACCGCGCAAUCAGUCGAGGAGCAGCCAACAGUCUCGCAGCCGCGUUAAAUCUUUCUGAUU